This is a messenger RNA of Durusdinium trenchii, 1215 nucleotides long. NCBI's taxonomy places the organism in Eukaryota, Dinophyceae, Suessiales, Symbiodiniaceae. The record is from the annotation of a GenBank genome assembly.
AGUCGGCUCUCGGGAUGACAAGCCUCAGCCUAGCCCCCAUGGCUGUGGCCCCGACGCCCUCGGGCCCGCGGGUCCGCCGCGCGCCGAGCACGCUGGGCGCUGGCGUCACGCGGUCGAGUCCUGCCUGGUGCGAGGGUGGCGCGCGGUCCGCCGGGGCGACCCAGGAUUUUGUGCGCUGUUUGGCGCUUGGGUCGUUCUCCUCGCUAGCAUGGAGAAGCAGGAGUUUCAGAGGUUUCAGAUACCCCGCCAGUGUGAGGCAGAUUGCAAAGGCUGAGGGUGAGGGAAGUGCAAGUGCCAGUGUGACGGUGAAGGACCCGCGACGGAGCCCCGUGCGGCGCGCGCGGCGGGUCGUCGUGGCGUCGAUCGCCGUGGCGUGUGGACUGGUGGCGCUGCUCUACGCCACUAGCUUUGUGGAAGCGGCGAUGCAUAAGUUGUUUGCUCCGCCCAUGAAGGCCAAGUCUCCGGGCAUUGCCAUGAUCAUUGGCCUGGCGGUUGGUGCGUUGCACACUGUGGCAGGCCCUGACCACCUGGCGGCGCUGGCGCCACUGGUCAUCGGCAAGCGGCGGUCCGUCUUCGCGGCCUUCGGGCUGGGCGCGCUUUGGGGCUCAGGCCAUGCCACCGGGCAGCUGGUGAUUGGCCUGGGAUGCUUAGCGGUCCAUCUCGGCUUACUGCAGAUGCAUGUCGCCACGGCACUGCAGCAGAUGAGCGGCUUUCUAGUGGGUGCCUCCUUGAUCGCCAUCGGCUUGUUGGGGUUCAAGGAAGCCAAGGACUAUGACCCAACCGAGGAGGAGGAGACGGACACGGGGAAGUUCGGAUGGGCGACCUAUGCCACCGGCGUGGUGCAUGGCUUGUCUUUAGACGCCAUCAUUUUCAUCCUCCCAGCCUUCUCUCUGCCGCGCUUUGCUGCGGUGGUCCACGUCUUUGGCGUCGUCACGGGCACCCUCUUCUCCAUGGGAUGCUGCACGACUGUCCUCAGCCUCUUCUUCCGCCAGUCCCCGAGGCUGAAGUUGGUCUCCGUGAGCGCCUCAUCGAUCUCCCUCCUCUUGGGCUUGUGCAUCCUGAUGUCCUGCUGUGGGAUCUCGAUCCCGCUCCCUGGGCUUGGUUGAUGCUGAAAUCGUGGUGAAUCCUUGUGCUGAGAUCCUUGAUAGAAUGUUUGCAUGAGAAGAUUCGGCUUCACAAAUCUUGAACGAAUUUUCUAACUUAAGACAAGCACAA